This is a messenger RNA of Sitophilus oryzae (rice weevil), 1374 nucleotides long. RefSeq lists its product as uncharacterized. The record is from RefSeq and is a predicted model, not a curated record. The transcript has a single exon. The coding region runs from base 1 to 1374 and encodes 457 amino acids. Lineage: Eukaryota; Metazoa; Arthropoda; Insecta; Coleoptera; Curculionidae. Gene Ontology annotation, molecular function: RNA-DNA hybrid ribonuclease activity; nucleic acid binding.
AUGAAUAAAAAUGUUAAAAAUUGUAUAUAUGUUGAUGAUCUUGUUAUAACAUGUGCCACAAAAACUGUUGGAGAAAGCAGUAGAUAUCUACAAGAUGCCAUAAACCAAGUUGUAAAAAAUGCUAGUGUUAAUGGCUUUAAAUUAUCCAAGCAAAAAACCCAUGUGAUGCAUUUCUGCAAAUCGCAUCGGCCCCACUAUCAUCCACUGCUUUUCAUGGACAAUUGUCCUCUUGAACUUAGAACUGAAACUAAAUUUCUAGGUUUAAUAUUUGAUGAAAAACUUACGUGGAAAUCACAUAUAAAUGGAUUAGUGUUACGGUGCAAGAAGGUUCUAAAUCUUAUUAAGUGUCUCUUCCAUACCACAUGGGGGGCAAGUACGGAAAUACUUACCCAGCUCUAUAAAACCUUAGUUCGUUCAAAGAUAGAUUAUGGCUCGGUGGUAUACUCUACUGCUUGCAAAUCUACCUUACAGCUCCUGGACCGUGUACAAAAUGCAUGUUUAAGGCAAGGUCUUGGAGCUUUUUACACAAGCCCGGCAACUAGCCUAUGUGCUGAAGCGGGAAUAGAGCCCCUUAAAUACAGAAGGAGGAAGCUAGCGCAAUCCUACCUCACUUCGGCAUUAGCAAAUCCUAGCCAUAUAGUGAGAGAAACAAUGCUAUCCCGUCAUAUGGAAGAACAUCUGCAUAUGAUAACCAAUGAAAUCCCUUUCGAAAAUCCUCCAUGGCUAAUACCUGAAACUGAAGUAAUAUUAGACCUGAACAAACUAAAACGUCAAGACACAUCGCCUGAAAUAUAUCAACAAAAGUUCCAGAAAAUACUAGACCAAUACAACGAAAAAAUUGUUAUUUAUACUGAUGGCUCCAAAACACAAACUGGUGCUGGAUGUGCAAUUAUUACCAACGGGUCAACUUUCCAAUGGACUUUGAGACAUGAAGCCUCAGCUUUCUUCACAGAACAUUUUGCAAUCUGGAAAGCCUUAUCCUAUGUCAUCGAGGAAUAUAAUCAAUCUAGAGUUUUAAUUGUUUCUGACUCUUUAGAGAUCGUGUCUGAAAUUAAUGACAUAUUUGUCCAUGAUCCUCUGAAACAAAAAAUUCAGACGCUUAUUCGAGAGUGCAGCGAAAAGGGAAACAAACUCACGUUUGUAUGGGUCCCCAGCCACACUAAUAUACUUAGCAACACAAUGGCAGAUGAAACUGCUCAGCAAGCUGCUAGAAGAGAUACCAUUGAUUUCCAUUAUAUUAGUAAAUAUGAUCUUAAAGUUCUACUGCAUAAAAGAACAGAAAGGGAAUGGCAGGAUGAGUGGGCAGGUACAUCAAAGCUUUGCGCAAUAAAACAGGAUCCGUCAACCCCAUCCUUACCUCUUGCACUAGGAUGA